ACCUGUGCCGUAGCAUAGAAGAACAUCCGAAAUUCAAGUUACAGUGCCGCCAAGAAGGACGCCUCUUUCGCCGCCAGCCCGCCGCCCCGCCCCGCCUGGCUCUCUGUCAAAGAACAAAAAUCCAGGACAGCGCGACUGAAGUUCCCCACACAGACUACGCAGUCACGCGGCUCGCCGCCUCACCGCCUCAGUGCCUCACUGCAUCACCGCCAACUGGUCACGGACUCACGGACCUUGGUAGUCGGCCUCUACAAUCUCUUAUACGGAGCAGUUUGUUGUAAGGGGCCUCAAAUUUGAGAGGACUGGCCCUGCUCUCUCUUUGUAUCAUCUUCCUCCACAAAACAUAAAAUACCAGAGCCACAGAUAACAGUCAUUCACAUGGCUUGUGCUAACCAAUUCCUGAGAACCUUCAUUCUUAACGGUGCCUCCCUAUGGCAAUUCUCUCCCGCACUCCUCCGAACGUAUACAGUCCCAGCGCUCACUCCUCUUCACUCUCACCGGCGGCACAGGCUAUUUUGCUUCAUAUCCUCGCAACUUACGCCUCGGCCCGAGAAUGAGUCAGAUAAACGGAGGCGGGACAACGUGGUGGAGAUUUUGGAGGAAAGGGGUUUGCUAGAGUCUGUCACUAGUGAAAACAUCAGGUCGAUUUGCUCCGACCCGAAUCACCCUCCUCUCAAAGUCUACUGUGGUUUUGACCCGACUGCAGAAAGUCUCCACCUUGGGAACCUUCUCGGUCUUAUUGUUCUCUCAUGGUUCCUUCGUUGCGGCCAUAAAGCUGUCGCUCUUAUUGGUGGAGCCACUGGCCGCAUUGGUGACCCGUCCGGCAAGAGUUUAGAGCGCCCCGAUCUCGACUAUGCUAAGUUGAAUCAGAACAUUGCCGGAAUUUCAGCUAACAUUCGUCAGAUACUAGUAGCGUCGCCAAAUUCAUCUAACCUUGAGGUUCUAGAUAACUAUGCUUGGUGGAAAGAUGUGAAAUUUCUAGAUUUCUUGGGUGAUGUAGGAAGGUUAGCAAGGGUUGGUACUAUGAUGUCCAAAGAAAGUGUGAAGAAGAGAUUGGAAAAUGCAGAGGAAGGAAUGAGCUACGCAGAGUUCUCCUACCAGUUGCUGCAGGGUUAUGAUUUUGUGCAUUUGUUCAAAAAGGAAGGCGUCACUGUUCAAAUCGGCGGCAGUGAUCAAUGGGGAAAUAUUACCUCAGGAACGGACCUUAUCCGCAGGGUAAUAGGAAAAUCCUCUGCAUCUCACGUGGCUUAUGGCUUGACAUUCCCGCUUCUCCUCAAGAGUGAUGGGACCAAGUUUGGGAAAUCUGAGGAAGGAGCAAUAUGGCUGUCCCCUUCACUUGUGUCGCCAUACAAGUUUUAUCAAUAUUUCUUCUCAGUUCCGGAUUCUGAUGUUGUGAGGUUUCUGAAGAUCCUUACCUUUCUGAGCAUUCAAGAGAUUGAAGAGGUCAGGCUCCAAAUGGGGAAGCUUCCCAAUACGGCACAGCGCAGGUUGGCUGAGGAGGUUACACGGUUUGUUCAUGGGCAAGAGGGGCUGGAGGAGGCUCUUAAGGCGACAGAAGCACUGAGGCCAGGCAAUGCAGAUCCUAGGUUGGAGUGGAAGACCAUUUCUGGAGAUGUUCCAUCUUGUUCAUUGCCUUUUGAUCAGGUUUUGAAUGUUCUGCUUUUGGAUCUUUCGGUUUCCAGUGGGUUGCUGGAGAGUAAGUCUGCCGCGCGGAGGAUGCUUAAACAAGGAGGGCUUUACUUGAACAAUGUUCGAGUUGAUAGCGAGGCUAAGAAGAUUGAGGAGGAGGAUAUUGUAGAUGGAAAAUUUCUGCUGCUGUCGGCUGGAAAGAAGAACAAGAUGGUUGUGAGAAUCUCCUGAGUCAGCCAUACAGCCCGCUUCUUGUAUACUUUAAAUUCUUUUUUUCAAAAUUCCAUUUGUGUGCAAAGACAUAAUUAUUUUAUAGAUCAUUAAAGCAGGUAAAACCUUGGGUACCUGAGUUCUACUACUUGCAUGAGUUAUAUGGUAUCAGACCGCUGUUCACUCACAAUCUGUUGUUUAGUGCAUUUUUUCCUCAAACAGAUUGGUGGGACUGCCGAUGGAUAUCAAUUCACAAGCCUCGCGUGGGAAGAAGACCCUACACUCCAACUUUCCUGAAAACCCAUCUAGCCGCACCACCAUCUUCAAGAUAUCUCCACGCCACAGCAGCAUCCAUUUCAACCAAGAAGUCCGAGUACCCUUUUGAGAUCGCAUAGUCCGUAGCAUACAACGCCGCUGAUAUCUCAGCUUCAAGCGACGAUUGAACUGAAAGAGGGAAAGAGAUAGCAAACAGCAUGACCCCCUCUACGUUCCUUAAAAUCGCACCGCCAGAGGCUUCUCCAGACUCCAGGUAAAAAUUUAGCAUCUGUAUUGAGCUUAGAACUACCAAUGGGCCGUUUCCAUUUCACAGCCUUGAAAUAACCUCCUUUGAGCUCGAAAUUAGGGGGAAUAAGUUUCUCUUCAUAAAGUAUAUCACCUAUUUCUCGAAUCUUAAAAUUAGAAAAGCUGGUGACCCAAUUCUGAGUAUAUAAUUUGAUUUGUGCGAUUAUGGACUCAGAUGAAGGAACACUGAUAGCCGAACCCCAGAUAAAUUGUAUAUGCAGUAUAUACUUAUAUGUAUAUUAGUGAUGAUGAAAGAAAUAAUGAAGAACUUGAGGUUGUGGGUUAUGUAACAUUAUCUGGGCAAGGAACUAGAUCAUUACCUGGCAUAUCUUUACUGCCGGCCAUUGAUGGUAAUGCAGACUUUUAUGAGGUUUCUCACAAGUAUGCCAUUGGGACUUACAUUUGCAAUUAAACUUUUUUUUGCAUAUUGUAUUCCUUCUUUUUUUGGGUGCAAUUGUAUUCCUUUUCUGUAACAACAACAAUGACAUUACCCCGGUGCCGCAAAGGCCCCCACAUACGGUGGGGUAAGGAGGUCGGAUGUACGUAGUCUUACCCUUGUCCUAAAGCACAAAGAGACUAUUUCCGGAUAAACUAUGAUGUAAAUCAGGUCGAUAUUUGCAUGAACCAACCGGUGCUUCAUAACAAAGAAGUGCAUACAGUUUAUUGAGUCAUUUUGCUUCAUAUCCCAAACCCAAAAAUAGCGAGUCUUUAGUUCCAUUGGUAAUGAUGGAAAUUAUUCAUUUUCUGUAAAUAAAAAAGAAAAGAAAACUGCAGUGAGGUCCGGUGAGGAAUGAUAAUGUUUAAAAGAAAAGAAAACUGCAGUGAGGAAAUUAUUCUUUUUCUCUUUACAUAUAUUUUUAGUCUCUCCAAGUGUAAUAUUUUAUAUCACUGUAAAAUUAUUUUUCUAUUUAUAGUGUUUAACGAUACUCAUCCUUUUUGUUUAAGGCUAUGUAUGUUGUUUUUCUUUUUUAGUCUACCACCGAUCGUAAUUCGUUACAAACUCCCUCUAAUAACUCUACUUAAUAGAUAUCUUUUUUUUUAAAAAAAGAUGCUUAAUAGAUAUCUUAUCAUUAGUUUUCAUAUCAUUUCAAAAAGUGCGUAAACUUUUUUCUAGAGGGACAUUAAAAUUAAUCAGCAUUAGUUUUAUACGUAGUAUUGUUUUAAACAUAGGUUAUAUGUUUAACUAUGUCAUUGGAUGACAGUGGGAAUCUAAUUUUAACUAACUCGGAUUUACCACUCUGAAAAAUUUGGGAUGAAUUUUUCAGAGCACAAAGUUUGAUAAAGUUGGGAUCAAUUCGUACUAACAAAAAUACUUAUCAUUAGAUAUAUAAAUAUUUUGUUACGUAUUUGUGUUUAUAGAAUAUAAUUACCAAGGAUCCAAGCAAUUGAGGCAUGCUAAAAAUGUUAUUGAUCAAUCUUUUAUAAACAUCCGAUAAGCAAACACAUUAAUUGAUAGCAUAGCUUUACAAAUCAAAAUUUUCACAUUAUAAUUACUAAUUUUUAAUUUACACACUAUUGUUUAGAAAAAAUGAGUAUGAAAUCAUUAAAUGUCUGAUUGUAGAGAAAUGUAAGCUACACCUUGUUAUCUUAUAUUAUUAUAGAGGACUAUUAUUAUUAACAAUAUAACUAUUAUUAAUAAUAAUAUAACUAUUAUUAUUAUUACUAUAACUAUUAUUGUAUUGCAAGACAAUAAUAAUGAUGUUUUUAAUCAGACCAAAGUUCUAUGAUUAGGUCCGUUUAAGUUUGGUCUGAUGACCUAAACUGAUCUGGUAUGGUAAGUGCCAGAUGUAUGUAUAUUUUACUUACUUAUUCUGAUCUGAUCAAGUCUAUUGUAUUUAAAUUUGAUCUGAUUUGAUGUAGUUUCAUUUAAUCAGAUCUGGUCUAGCUUAUAAUUGAAAACAUUCAAAUCAAAAAAUUGUAAACGUUCUGAUUUUUUUUGCGUUCAGUGAACUCCCGCUAAUUAUUUAUUACUAUUAUUAUUAUUAUUAUUAUUAUUAUUAUUAUUAUUAUUAAUACUACUACUAUUAGGGAAAAACAAUAACAAUACCCCACACUUUGAAGGGGAGUGAGGUAAACACCCCAACUUGCAUAUAUAAUUUAAAUACCCCAAACUUUAUAUAAAAAGUUUUUUUCGCACCAUUGUCAUGUAUUAUUUUUUUCAAAAAUGUAAAUUUAUGGGGUUAUUGCAUAAUUUAAAAUAGCAAAUUAAAAGUGUUGCAAUUGUAUAAAUUGGGGAUAACAUUAUUUAUUUCACAAUAGAAGUUUAGAAUGUUAAUUGUGUCUUCAUGAUUUCUAAAAUAUUUUAAAUGAUGCAGUUAACACCAUAAAUUUAAUUUUUUUAAAGAAAUAAUACUUGACUAUGGUGCUAAAAUAUUUUUUUUAAUAUAAAAUUUGGGGUAUUUAAAUUACAUAUGCAAAAUUGGGGUGUUCAUCUCACACUCUUUCAAAGUUUGGGGUAUCUUAAUUAUUUUCCCCUUAUUAUUAUUACUGUUAUUAUUAUUAUUAUUAUUAUUAUUAUUAUUAUUAUUAUUAUUAUUAUUAUUAUCAUCAUCAUCAUUAUAAAUAUCAUUUUGAAUUGAAAAUAUUCCAAUUACUCCAAUAUUCAUAUAACUCUUAUUUUUUAAUGGGUAUGAAACAUUAAAUAUCUAAUUGGAGGGAAAAGCAAUGUGCUACACCUUGUUACUUUAUAUUAUUAUGGAUAGAUAGAUAGAUAUCUAAUUGGGGGAAAAAGCAAGGUGCUACACCUUGUUACUUUACAUUAUUACAGAUAGAUUAUAGAUAGAUAUUCAUAUAACUCUUAUUUUUUAAUGGGUAUGAAGCAUUAAAUGUCUAAUUGGAGGGAAAAGCAAGGUGUUACACCUUAUUACUUUAUGUUAUUAUAGAUAAAUAUUCAUGUGACUCUUAUUUUUUAUUGGGUAUGAAACAUUAAAUGUUUAAUUGGAGGGAAAAACAAAGUGUUACACCUUGUUACUUUUUAUUAUUAUAGAAGAUAUUCGUGUAACUCUUAUUUUUUUAAUUUUUUUAAUGGGUAUGAAGCAUUAAAUAUGUAAUUGGAGAGAAAAACAAAGUGUUACACCUUGUUACUUAAUAUUAUUAUAGAUAGAUAUUACUCAGGGGUAUAUACAAAGGGGGACAAGGGGGCAAUUGCCCCUCAAGCCCCUACCCAACUUCAAUAUAUAUAGAAUUUUUAUUUAUAUACAUGGUUGUGUGUGAAAUUUAAAUAUAUGAAUAACUAAUGUCCCAAAAGUUUUAAAACCUUUUCCUAGUCCAGUGGUAUGAAACCCAAUUUUGUUCGAAUCCCUUUGGCUUUUCCACAAUCCUGAUUCUAUUUUUGCACUUUUAAUGUUUAAAAGGGUUUAAAAGAAUUUUAAUUAAUCAAAAAAUUAUUUUACCAAAUAGUUUAUUAGUACUUACAGAGUUACAGUUACAUAUUUGCACAUAAUAUAGACAAACUGGCAAAGUUUUUGACAACAUAUCAACUCUCUACUUAAAUUAAUUUUUAGUCCAUACCUUAUGAGUUCCUUGUGUCCUUUCCAUCAUUUGAAAUGGAGCCAAAAACUCACUAUUUUUUUGGUUUGGUAAUAUAAUAGAAUAAAACAAAAUGAUUCACUUAACUGACUGCGCUUCUUUGAUAUAAAACAAUAGUCAGUCAAUGCAAUUUUUUUUUCACUAUGGGUCUUCUGGUAACAGUCUCUCUGUGUUUUAAAUUUAUUUCAUGAAAUUGUAAUUAUCGACAAUGAAAUAUUUCCCUCAAAAGAAAUGUGAAGAUAAAUUUUUAGUGAAAAGUGAUAAUAUUUUGUUAUAGAACAAAUAAUUUUAAAUACAAUUUAAGUUUACCUUAGAUUAUGUUAUCAUAUUGUGGUCCGAUGAUUAUGAAAUGUGUGAUACGGAGUAAUAUUUUAGUACUAAUUCACCCCCUAAAGAAAAAUCCUGAAUAACCCAUUGAUCGUAUUACUUAUCCAAAUGUGAAGGAAUCGAAAAAUAAGUGAAAAUAUCCCGUUUGUCCACUUUUUCUAAUUCCAUUUCAUUUAUGUCAGUUGAUAAUUUGUUUUUUAUUUAGAGGCUUGUGCGUUUUCACUUUUAUUUUUUUUAAUUUCAAAAAUAACAUAACUCCUAUAUCAAAACCAAGUCUAUCUGCCACCUCAGUCUUGUUCGUCCAUCCUCAUAACCUAUUGAACUGAAGCAGAGCGACUGUGCGGCUGUUCUCCUCCCAUCAGCUUCACCUUCAAAGUUCAACCUCCGUGACUCUGUCCUCCUUGUUCCUGAUGGCCUCACCGUGAAUCAACCUGAAGCGCCUAAGUACAAAAGUCAGAGACGUGCACGAUCGUUCCCCGCCCGGCUCCACCCUUGCCUGCUCCGUUGACUGUUGCAUGACUCCAUUGUUGCUUUCCGAUUUGCAUGUAUGUGUGACUGUGUGAGAUUUUGAGAGUUUUACUUUCAUUCUAAUUGUUGUUAUAAUUCAUAUAGUUAGGAUUUAUGUCUGUUUCCGAUUCAGUUUUGUUUCACUUUCUGCUUUAUUUUUGUUAUAAUUUACUUUCAGUUUUAAGAUCCGCAACCACAUGACACACAUGAAUUUCAUAUUGGAGUAUUUAUUGAAAUAAUAUACUAAUGGUA
Cuscuta epithymum is the source of this 7014-nucleotide messenger RNA. Lineage: Eukaryota; Viridiplantae; Streptophyta; Magnoliopsida; Solanales; Convolvulaceae. The record is from the annotation of a GenBank genome assembly.